CGUCGCUAGGAGACCGGGGGACGCCGGCCGCCGGGACACGGCGCCGCGGGGGGUUGUAACCGCCGCCAUGGCCGGCCCGCGGCGCCCGCCGGCAGCAGCCGCCGUGUCGGCGGAGGACGAGCUGCUGCUGCUGCAGAGCCAAGCGCUGGCCCGCGAGGAGGCGGCCAAGGCCAAGGCCGAGAUGCUCACCCGGUUCCUGAAGGACAAGCUGGGCAAGGAGGAGAGAAACAGUGCCCUGAACCGGCGCAAGCUGGAGGCGCAGUGGCGGGCGGUGCUGCGGGAGACCAAGGACGAGGAGCUGCGCCGGGACGUGGAGAUCCUGCGGCAGACCAUGGCGCGGGUGAUGGACGGCAAGGACAGCGCUAUCGAGUCCCUGGCCACGGACCUGCAGGAGGCAGAGGAGCAGCACGCCCGGGCCCUGCGCAGCCACCUGCAGCUCACUGACCGCCUGCUGCAGCUGCAGCGCGGCCGCCUGCGGGGCCUGCAGGACGGGUACGACAAGCAGCUGCAGGCCAUGACGGCCGAGUUUGAGGCUGAGAGGAGAGCCAUCCUGGAGCAGCAGGAGCGGGAGGGCUGUUACCUGCGGGACGUGGCGCUGGCGACCAAGCAGAGUCACGCCGAGAGCGACCGUGAGGCCACACUGAGCUUCCAGAGCGCCCAGGACGACAUCAAAAACAAGGGCCUGCAGGAGCAGCAGUUCAGUCGCAUUCAGCUGGGUGGGAAGGUGCAGGAGCUCUGGGAGCAGCUCCAGAGGGCCAUGCUUGCCUACACCGAGGCCACCGAGCACCACAAGAUCGCUUUUGAGGCGCUGAAGCAGAAGGACGAGAAGAGCUCCAGGGAGAUAGAGACGCAGGCGAAGAAGCUGCAGAAACUGCAGGACUCGGUGGCGGCCGCCAGGGGCCGCGUGUCGGCUCAGCUGCGGGAGGGCGAGGAGCGGAGCCGGCACGCGCGGCGCGAGAAGGAGAAGGUGCUGAGGCAGCUCCAGGAGCUCAAGGAGGAGAUGAAGCAGGCGAGGGCCGAGGCCCGGGACGGCCUGGCCAGGCUGGUGAUGCAGAGCUGCGCUGCCCUGAAGGCUCUGGAGAGCGUGGUGGGGAAGGCCCAGCGCAUCCUGCGUCUGGCUGAGAUGUGCCGUAAGCUGGAGACAGAGGAGGAGAAAGUGCUGCCCUUCUACCCAUCCUCACUGGAAGAGAAGGAGCUUCAAGAUGCACAGAACGCCCUGGAGCAGAUGCCCAUAGAGCCCUUGGCCAGGGCUCUGUGGGACUACACGGGGCUGGAGCGCUUCUGGCAGCGGUUUAACAAGGUGAAGCUGGAGGAGCAGGCACUGGAGCGGGAGCGGGCGGCCCUGGGCCAGAGGAACCAGCAGCUGCGGGAACUGCUGAGGCAGUACCUGGCGGGGAUCUCCAUCGGUCAGGAGGGCUCAGUGAACCCCCUCCUCACCAUUGAGAUCAAGAGCUGCGUCCCCAAGGGCUUACCCCAUGCUGGAGGGCACCGUGCACAAGCUGACCACGGUGCCACACGCCCCAACAGCCCUGGCCCCAUCCACGGGUCUGGCAGCACCAGCUGAGAAUCCCCCACCAGGGACAGGACAGAGACUGUGA
This is a messenger RNA of Colius striatus (speckled mousebird), 1598 nucleotides long. RefSeq names its product coiled-coil domain containing 65 (gene CCDC65). The coding region runs from base 68 to 1564 and encodes 498 amino acids. The record is from RefSeq and is a predicted model, not a curated record. Gene Ontology annotation, cellular component: axonemal dynein complex; axoneme. Gene Ontology annotation, biological process: axonemal dynein complex assembly; cilium-dependent cell motility; regulation of cilium movement. The transcript has 9 exons. NCBI's taxonomy places the organism in Eukaryota, Metazoa, Chordata, Aves, Coliiformes, Coliidae.